Molecule: messenger RNA, 1928 nt
Organism: Lemur catta (Ring-tailed lemur)
Lineage: Eukaryota; Metazoa; Chordata; Mammalia; Primates; Lemuridae
Exons: 5
Coding region: 1-960 (319 amino acids)
Source: RefSeq, a predicted model, not a curated record
AUGGGGGAAUUUUACCAGGCUUGGUUUGCUCGCCCCGCGUCCCAGGCUUCCCGGCGCCCGGGUCCCCACAGCCCGCUGUCGCUGGAAGUUGCUCCCGAGAGUCAACAAACCCCAUCUCCCGAGCGGGAAAGCGGCUGUCCCGGCAAGCUCGGGCCGGGGGGCGGGGGCUGCGCGCGUCUCCCUCCCGGAGUAAGCCACGGAGCCUUCCAAGUCCAGAACAGAGACCUCGACCCUGCGGGAGGAGGCUUCUUUGUUGCUUUUCUGUGUUCUCCGAUUAGUUUUUUUGAGACUUGUAGUUCUUACUCCACCCAGGGAAGGAGAUCUGGGUGCAGCCCGAGGUCCUCCAGACCUCCCCGGCCCUGCUCCGGGUCUGCCCGGGACGCCCCAGGCUCCGGGGCGCUCCUCAGGCCUCUUCUUCCCCGCGCCUCCAAGUUCCAGAUUCCUGCUCGAAUUCGCGGGGGUGAUGCCGCCGCCCAGGGCGCCAACCGAGGCCCGCCCUGCGUCGGCGUGGCCGCCGGAGCGGAUCCCGGCAGGCGCCGGCCGGGGCUUGUUGCCGACGGGAAAGAGGAACGGCUCUUUGGAAUCAUCGCCCGCUACAGACUUCGUCACGUCCUGGGGCUUAUGCGGAUUGUCGGUUUUCAGAUUGUUGCCUUAAAUCUAUUACCAAACUUGUGCUGGGCGCUCGCGAAGGGUCUGACUCUGCUACGCCCGACCCUGGGGACCUGCCGGUGCGGUGGCGGCUGCGGGAAACGGAAGGGCAGGAGUGGGACCCAUAGCAAAAAAUGUCUUCAGCCAAUAUGUAAUUUACAGGUUACCUGGAAACUCCUUAAAAGUAGAUCUGUAGUGCUAAACAGCCUGGUGAGUGGGGAGAGCUUCGUCUUUGGAGUCAGACGGACGUGGGCACUGUCAAGCAUGGGGAAGCUAUUUGAUUUCUUUGAGCCUCACGUUCUUCAAUUGUAAACAAAACAGGCCCCCUUCUAAGACCUGUCGUGAAGAUUUCAUGAGUUAAAAGUGAACACAUUGGAACAUGGUAGGGACUCAUGGAUGUUAGUGUCCCUUGUACUUUGAAUUCAGAAUUAAACUUUAAGAAACUCUUUUUAGUAAGAUGAAGACAAGAAGCUCAGCUAAAAUAUAUAAAUGAGAAUUUACAGAAUACACUUUAUAAGGCGAUUCCACUUGUACCAUGUCAAAUAUGAAGAAAUUCACCCAGCAGUGAAGUACACAUUUUUAAAAAUGAGUUUCAUAAAGCCAAAACAAAUUAACAAAAUUAGAUGUGAUUGAUUGGAUUGAAGGUAACUGAGGCUUUGAUUUAUGAACAAUUUCAGUGAGAAAAAAAUAAUUCCAAGAUAGUAUCAACUUUGAGACAGCAAUGGUUGGCAGUCUGUGAACAAAAGGAACCAAGCUUAUGCUGAGGCACAAGAAGUCAGACUGGAAAUGGAUUGUCCUUACUUGGCCCUCUCACUGUUUUAUGCUCAUACACUUCCUUUUAUACUCAGGUCCUGAAACAAAAACAAAAAACACAGGCUCUGCAACAGCUGAAGAAACUCAGCUCUCUCUAAAAAGGAAACUGACUUUACCUAACCACUUCCUGCAUGUGCUACACCCACUGAAGAUUGAGACACAGCCUUGGUGGUAUAGAGCUCAGAGGAGUUCUAGGGCAGGGAAACUAUUCUGUAUGAUACCAUAAUGGUAGGUAUCUGUCAUUAGACAUUUGUCAAAACCCACAGACUGUACGACACCAAGAGUAAACCCUAAUGUAAACUGUGGACUUUGGGUGAUUAUGAUGUGUCAAUAUAGGCUCAUUGAUUGUAAUAAAUGGAUCCCUGUGGUGCAGAAUAUCAAUAGUGGGGGAGGUUGAGCCUGUGUGGGGACAGGGAGUAUAUGAGAACCUUCUGUACUUUCUGUUCAAUUUUGCUGUGGACCUAAAG